Hippoglossus stenolepis (Pacific halibut) is the source of this 5239-nucleotide messenger RNA. RefSeq names its product monocarboxylate transporter 12-B. Gene Ontology annotation, molecular function: monocarboxylic acid transmembrane transporter activity. NCBI's taxonomy places the organism in Eukaryota, Metazoa, Chordata, Actinopteri, Pleuronectiformes, Pleuronectidae. The coding region runs from base 1456 to 3033 and encodes 525 amino acids. The record is from RefSeq and is a predicted model, not a curated record. Gene Ontology annotation, biological process: monocarboxylic acid transport; transmembrane transport. The transcript has 8 exons.
CGAUGGCAGUCAACAAGGAGGAGAAGCCCAAAGAAGGCAGGAGCACCAGUGGCGUCACAACAGCACCAGAAGGCGGCUGGGGUUGGAUGAUCGUUGCUGGUUGUUUCCUCGCCACCAUCUGCAUUCGGGCAGUGACCAGGUGAUGUUGUCACGUUUUUUAAUCCAAUGAGUUACGACCAAAACCUGUGGCCAAAGGUAUUAUGUUUUCGGGUCGUCCAGCCGUCCGUCCCAUACUUGUGAACAGGAUAUCUCAAGAACGCCCUGAAGGAAUUUCUUCAAAUUUGGUACAAACUUUCAGUUGGACUCACAGAUGAACUGAUUAGAUUUUGGUGAUUAAAUUGUAAAGCACAUUUUGGUCUUGUGAUCACAACAUCACAGGAAGACCUGCAAAAGCUCUCCUAGGCUCAGAGACCUGAUAAGAAUUUGGUUAUCACAGGUCAAGGUUCGUGACCUCAUAUAAGUCUGGAGAUAACACCUGCACUGGGUGGCGGAGGCUUGCAACAACAGGGCGGUGAUUCUACUUUACAGUCCUUUCAUAUCUUGUGUUUUUUUUCUAAGCCACAAAGCUGAGGUGAGGGAAAGACAAAUACAAAGAAGGAACGGGUUCAAACCUUCACACCCUGGACGUCAUGGUUUCAUAACGUGACCCUUACUCCACUAAUCCUGCAGAACGGCCACAUUUGAUAAAAUCCCUGAUCUGUUCAAUAUGAACGAAGACCACGUAAACACAUCCGGUAUCUAAUCAUGUUGAGUGGGAGAAUAUUUCAUCUGGAACCUCAUUUUCUGGAGACCAGACUCAACUGUUCUUUCAUCAAAUCUACUAAACAACUAAACUUUAACUCUGCCCAGAGGUCAAGCUUCAUGUUCUCAGCUUUUUGAAACCCCUCUGUGUUAUUACCUGGCAGGACUCCACUCCCACUCAGCUCAAACCUGUAAGCUGCUAAUCAAUGUGGUCUUUUUUCCACUGGGGCUUUAAACAUUCUGGGGAGAGGUUUCCAUGUUUCCUAGUUUGCACAGUCAGACCAUCGCCCCCCCAACUCAGCUGACACUUGACACUUAAAAACAAGUGUGCACUUAGCGCAGGGACAACACUUCACCCGCCACUGGAAAGACAUAGGGUUGAGGCCCUGAACAUUCUUGCCGGAGGGAAGCUGACGAGGGAUCAUGUUCCUCACACAGCGCCAGCAACAUCUUUCAUAUGGUCGGGGGUGUCUAGACAGAGAACAAAGGGGAGCAGGGAACGGACAGACGGCAUCAAACAUCCCAAAAAGAUCCAUGAUCUAUACCACUUGUCCUUUGAGGAUCGCAGGGAGAGCUGGGUGAGGCGACAUAUAGAGACUACCAACCAAACCCACAACCAGAUGUGUUUCCAUCUUCUUCGUGGAGUUCCAGCUGCACUUCGAGCAGGAUUAUUCCACCACCGCCUGGAUCCACAGUCUGAUUGACUGUACCACCAUGCUCUGUGCUCCUCUGGGUGGUUUCCUCGGGAGCCGAGUGUCCUGCAGAGCGACGGUGAUUCUGGGAGGUUUGCUGUCGGCUGCCGGAUUCAUCCUCAGCUCCUUCGCUUCCAGUCUGGAAUAUCUCUACACUUCCCUGGGGAUCCUCACAGGUCUUGGCUUUGCUCUCAGCUACACACCAGCCAUAGCGAUGGUUGGGAGGUACUUCAAUGAGAGGAAAGCUCUGGCCUAUGGCAUCGCCCAGUCCGGUAGCGGCAUCGGGACCUUCAUCCUGGCUCCUGUCGUCCAGCUGCUCAUUGAGCAAUACUCCUGGAGAGGAGCUCUGCUCAUCCUGGGAGGAUUUGUUUCCAACCUGUGUGUUGUUGGAGCUCUGAUGAAGCCGCUGGAGCCAAAAGGUGAAGGGAAAUCCGAGAAGUUGACUAACUCAGAGCACGACUGCCUGACAACAGUGCUGGACACGAAAGACACUGAAAAAGUUCCAGCUGACUGCAGCCAGGGGGAGCCAAAGCAGCUGGAAAUAAGCAACUUGAAGGAAACUCGAGGGCUGCUCAUCUCCAACGGAGCGUUUAAAAACAUCAGACUGGAAAACGACAAACUGUCUGAGAGGAACAUAGCCCUGCUCUCAGGUCAAACAGAAAUAAAGAUAGCUGAGUGCAUUUUAUUCAGCAACAAGCUAACGGAGACGGUGCUCGGGGAGAUCAAACGCUCGGAUGCCAAAUUAGCAAACGGAAGCACGAUUGAGGACAUGAAGUUAAUUGAAUCCAUGAUCUUGAGCGGUAAAGCUGACAAGACAGAUUUGAAGACAGAAGACCCAGGACUCACUGAAACCAAACCGGACGCCGUCAGCCCUCCUCCUGCGUUAGUGAACACGAACCCUUCAUCCAGAAGUCGGUGUUUUUGCCUCGAGUCCACCGAGGAGUUUGGAUUCCUUGUGAGGCCCGACUUCCUGAUUCUGUCGGUGUCCUUCCUGUUUUUGGCGUACGGCUGCAGCGCUCCAGUGGUUUACCUGGUCCCAUACGCCCUCAGUGUGGGGGUGGACCACAAGCACGCCGCCUUCCUCAUGUCCAUAUUUGGAGUCAGUGGCAUUGUGGGGAACAUCACCUUCGGAUGGGUCACGGACAGGAAGUGUCUGAAGAAGUAUCGCAUGCUGAGCUUCAUGGUGGCGCUCGGCUUGGAGGGCCUCUGCUGCAUGUUCGCCCCCCUCCUGCGCUCCUUCUCGCUCCUCGUCUCGUUUGCCGUGCUCUACGGAUACUUUGACGGAGCGUACGUGGCGCUCAUCCCAGUGGUGACCUCUGACAUCGUGGGCUCCACCCAUCUCACCUCCGGCCUGGGUGUGGUCUACUUCCUGCACGCUAUCCCUUACCUGAUCAGCCCGCCGAUAGGAGGUUGGUUGGUCGACAGGACCGGCGACUAUGCAGCGACCUUCCUCCUCAGCGGCGCUUGCUUCAUGCUCAGCUCCGCGGUCCUAAUCUCCACCAUGUUAGUCCGACGCUGCCGCAGGUCCAAGUGUAGCUCAGCUGCUCAUUUAGAUCCGAAUCGUUGUGCUUCUGUUGCCGCUCAGCAGGGAAUCAUAUGAUGCACCUCACCUCUGCUGGACCGCGGGUUUACAAAGACAAAACAGUCGUGGUGCUAUUUUGAUGUGCAUCGUCUGUCGCUGAUGUGUUUGGGGCAUUGGAACCGAGACCUCAGGUUCAGUAAGAACAGUUCCCAGAAGAACCAAAGAGGAACAACCUCAGCCCCGUUUUAAAGAAACUGCUUUUUGUUGUGACUGUGACACACAAGGAUCAGGUUAUUUUGUAUCUUUGUUGUUCAAUGUGGAUUUUCUGUCCUGUGAAGAAAAAGGGCUUUCUCAUGUCAUACGAGCCAAAUUCUGCAAACUUCAAAAAAACUCUCCGGCCUUAGUGAGAGUUUCAAUAAUGUGAAGACGCACAAACUGUUCUCACCAAUUUCAUAUAGAUUAUACAUUUUAUUUAAACUUUUGAUUAUAAAGAGUUGCUUAUCUACUCAAAUGAUAAUAUCGAUCAUUGUAUCAAGAAAACAUUUUGAAAAACUCAUCAAAACACUGCAGAGAAACUUUCUGGUGUGAAAGAAUUUGAGUGAAUCAAUGUGAAAACAAAAUAUAAUGUCCAUACCUGACAUUGCACGGCAUAUAGUAAUAAAAUGAAAUUGUCCUUGAGCCGACAAGCCUAUAGAGGGUGCAGGACAAAUCCAACUUAAAAAAUCGUGUUGGUGAAAAAUGCACACUUUCAUUUAACUUAAUUUUAACUUGAAUUUUAAAUGUAUCUUCAAUUUGAAGUGGAUUUUUUAUGUUAACCUUGCCUGUGAUGUGCCUUAAAUCUCCGUACAUUAACGCCAUUACGCACAAAUACACAUAUCGAAACAUAUCAGACGAAGUAAACGUGCUGAUGUUUGUGGAUCAGGACGAUGUCGUCUCCCUCAGGCCGACACAUCAUCGUGUAAACUUGUGUUUUCAAGCUUGGGAACACAUGACAACCUGUGACUGUAACGCACAACCAUAUAUUCCUGACAGUACUACUUACAAACCUGUGGGGAAGAAAUCUGUUGGGAAAUAACCAGUGAAACUAGAGGAGUUUUCAGGGAGGAGAAGGGAGUCGGACUUCCCUGACACUUGAGAGGUGGACUAAAGGCUGAACUGCUGCUUGUAUUCAGCCGUUUCUGAUAAACCUGUAAGAUCAAUGCUUAAAAGGUAGUUUUGUGUACUUUGAAUUAGAUGAAAAAUAUUCCUGGGAAAUAAUGGCACCUGUGAAAAAAGAAAAUAUAAAAUGUGAACCUCUGCUUUAGAUCACGACACUUAUACUGUGUGUAAAUAUAAUGUUCAUGCAAUAACUUUCUGUGGGGUUUGUCAUGAAUAGAAAAUUCCAUAUAUCCAUGUUAAUGUUUAAAAUGUAUGUAAUUAUAUUGAUUUGUUGGAAUGAGGAAUAGGAUCAUAGCUGUGGAGUCAGUCGGUUACAUGAUGUGGAAGCUAUUGAAAGAAAUGUAUGAUUUUUUUAUUAUAAUAUUCAAGCAAAUUAUUCCUUCUGAUUCUUUCUAUUUUGUUCGAUUGUGUUGUUUGCUGUUCUUCUGUUUCUCUAUAGUUCUGUUCAAAUUGAUCUGUUCUGUUCUAUUCCACUGCACCUGCUAGCCACUAGGGGGCAGUAGACUCGUGUUUGAUCAUCUCACACAUAAAAAAAAAACUUCUCUCUUCAAAUCAAAUGUUGAAACAGAGGAAAAGUACUAGACUGUGAGAAAGUGUCAAUGCUGGGAGAGAAAAACUGGGUUUAACAAGAAGGAAAGAAGAAAUAAAAUGUGUGUGAGCAGAUUGUUGUCUUUAGAUCUAAUGAUAAAUAAUAUACAAGAUGUUGUUGAUGUAGUGAUACUGAAACUUUUAAUUGAACUAAGAUCAUUUCUUGUGAUUACACUUUCAAAAUGACGAUACAAACAAAGUGAAAGUGCAGAAAAAGUAGUUUGUGUCAUUAAUAAUUGUGGCGCCAGAAAUCUCGUUGGAGCAGACACUGACUGGAAGGUAGAUUUCCCUUUUGACUUACUGCUACACCCACGUGUUUGUGUUUGUGGUGUGUGUGUGUGUGUGCGUGUAAGACUAUGAAGUGUGUGUUCACCAAAGAGAACAUCCCGUUCUCUGAGUGUCGGCCCCCACACGGGGAGCCCUGCAUUGUUCCGCUGCUGCAGUAGCAUCCUCACAUGUGACAUGCAUGUGUGCGUUUGUAACAUUACACAGUGUGUUUGGAUUUAUUUGAUCAGUGUCCUAAAACCUACCAUCUCUA